Molecule: messenger RNA, 390 nt
Organism: Quercus robur (English oak)
Lineage: Eukaryota; Viridiplantae; Streptophyta; Magnoliopsida; Fagales; Fagaceae
Product: G-type lectin S-receptor-like serine/threonine-protein kinase At4g03230
Exons: 2
Coding region: 1-390 (129 amino acids)
Biological process (GO): protein phosphorylation
Molecular function (GO): ATP binding; protein kinase activity
Source: RefSeq, a predicted model, not a curated record
AUGUUAAACAGUGAAAGACAUGUCCAAACUCUGAAAGACUUAAGUGAGUUCAAAGAAGAAGAUGAAAAAGGCAUAGAUGUGCCCUUUUUUUAUUUGGAAAGCAUACUAAUUGCUACAAAUAACUUCUCAAAUGAAAACAAGCUUGGAGAAGGAGGUUAUGGACCUGUUUACAAGGAUAAACUUCCAAAUGGUCAAGCAAUUGCAGUAAAGAGGCUUUCAAGUGUCUCGAGUCAAGGUUUACAAGAAUUUAAGAACAAAGUGGUAUUGAUUGCAAGACUUCAGCAUCAAAACCUUGUUAGACUCUAUGGAUAUUGCAUAAAAGGGACUGAAAAAAUUUUACUUUAUGAGUACAUGCUGAAUAAAAGUUUAGACUUUUUCAUAUUUGGUUAG